Petromyzon marinus (sea lamprey) is the source of this 2945-nucleotide messenger RNA. RefSeq names its product choline/ethanolamine transporter flvcr2a-like. Gene Ontology annotation, molecular function: heme transmembrane transporter activity; heme binding. The record is from RefSeq and is a predicted model, not a curated record. Gene Ontology annotation, biological process: transmembrane transport; mitochondrial transport; heme export. Lineage: Eukaryota; Metazoa; Chordata; Hyperoartia; Petromyzontiformes; Petromyzontidae. Gene Ontology annotation, cellular component: mitochondrion; membrane.
CUCGUGAAGACGAAACGACAGACCGCCAUGUUACGCAGGGAAAACCUCUGCAUUAGCUGGGUGCAGAUGAAGCUGCCGCUGGGGUGGCGCUACGAGAGACCAAUUUCCUCUUGCGUUACUCCCCUCCUAAGAUGUCGCAGCUGUGCUCGUGUCGCGUUGUCCCGCACGUCACCUGCUCCACGCUGCUGUGUGUUGAGUGCCGAGGGGAGGCGGCACAUUUUUGGUGUAACCGCGAUCUCUACAACUCGCUCCGCGCAUUCAAAAGCGAGCAAGGGUGUCGGAACGGACGCUCGCUUAGCCGAUCGAAGGAACCAUUGGAUUGGCAUGAAUGAGUAAAUGAGAACACAACGUUGAUCACAUUCGUUACUUUGGUUAAACGACGAGCCCGGCGUGUCAGCAAGUCAGUCGGAUCCAUUCAUUCAUUUAAACUGCCCGUCCGCGGACGCGUGGACGAUGUCAAUAUCGGGGAGCGCUUACACAGGAGACCACCACCAUCAGACCGCCAGUCCAUUCGGUAAGCGUCCAUAUUUGGCCGUGCCAGGCAAUGCCGAGGACUUGCUGGAGGAGGAGGACGAGGUGACCGGGACUCGGGGGACUUCUGAAGGCCCGGAGCACGACCGCCUCACGGUCCCGUCUCCUCCAUCACCGACCCCAACCACGACCCCCGAGGCUCCGCCUGCCACCGGCUUGUCUUCUCGCCGCUGGCUGGUGCUGUUCGUCUUCAGCACGUACUCGCUGGCCAACGCCUUCCAGUGGAUCGAGUACAGCAUCGUGAGCAACAUCUUCGCGCGCUACUACGACGUGAGCCUGAUGGCUGUGGACUGGCUGUCGAUGGUCUACAUGUUGCUGUACGUGCCGCUCAUCUUCCCCGUGACGUGGAUGCUGGACCUCAAGGGCCUUCGCCUCAUCGCCGUGGUCGGCUCGGCCCUCAACUGCGUCGGGGCCUGGUUGAAGCUGGCCAGCGUGAGGCCAGACCACGCGGGAUUCGGGAUCACCAUGCUGGCGCAGGCCGUGUGCUCCGUGGGCCAGGUCUUCAUCCUGGGCAUGCCUUCACGCAUCGCGUCCGUGUGGUUCGGCCCCAGGGAGGUCUCCACCGCCUGUGCCGUAGCCGUCUUUGGCAACCAGCUUGGGGUGGCCAUUGGUUUCCUGGUUCCACCCCAGGUGAUUCCAAACGUGGAGGUGGCCUCACUUGGCUACUACAUCAACAUUCUCUUCUAUGGCACAGCUGGGGUUUCCACACUACUUUUCCUGCUCGUUUUGCUCGUGUUCAAGGAGGGCCCUUCCUUGCCCCCAAGUCGGGCUCAGGCUUCACUCCUCCUCGUGCCACCCACCGAGUACUCUUACAGGCGCUCCAUCGUCCACCUCGCUCGGAGCAGGCCCUUCUGCCUUCUCGUCGUCACCUACGGCAUAAACACAGGAUCCUUCUACUCCGUGUCUACCCUCCUCAAUCAGAUGGUGAUUCGUCACUACCCGGGGAAUGAGGUGGCUGCUGGCUGGAUCGGUCUUACCAUCGUGCUGGCGGGGAUGCUGGGUUCCAUCAUCUGUGGCAUUUGGUUGGACCGCACCAAGACCUUUAAGCAGACAACGCUUACUGUCUACAUCUUGUCUUUCGUCUUCAUGGUGGUGUUCACAUUCACACUGGACCUGGGCUACAUGUGGUUGGUCUUUCUGACCGCUGGCCUGCUCGGGUUUUUCAUGACGGGCUACCUGCCUCUUGGUUUCGAGUUUGCCGCUGAGAUCACGUAUCCCGAGUCCGAGGGCACCUCCUCCGGGCUUCUCAACGCGUCUGCACAGAUCUUUGGCCUAAUCUUCACGCUGGUGCAAGGAAAGCUGACGACCUUGUACAGUCCGCUUGCAGGGAAUAUCUUUCUGUGUGCCUUCCUGCUUCUGGGGUCCAUCCUCACUGCACUUAUCAAGUCAGAUCUACGGAGGCAAAGUGCGAAUCUGGGUUUUGUGAAGGCGGAGACGAUAACUGGGACUCCGGAUGAAAAGCAUUCCAACGGGCUCUCGCCAAACACCUACUUGCCCGUCUCCUGCAACGAAGGUUCCUCUAUCUGAGCGCAGACCAGAGGAAGACCGGCGUGUGAACGUUUGGUGGCAAGCCUGCAUUUUUAUUCAGCGAUAAAGUUGUGCUUGUGGGUUGAUAUAUGUGAAAGCAUCAUGUGGUUUUACAAUUCAAUGGAAAGCUUUAAUAUCAAGUAUUAUGAGAGAAAAGAACACCCCAAGGUGCUUUUGAGAUUCACUCAAUACGGUUGGAGAUGUUUGAUUUUAAAGCAAUCAGUUGAGCUGAAUGAGCACAAUUAUUGGAUAGAAGUUUUUUUUUUUUAAUUUGUGACUUGCAGGUUUGUAGGUCGCACGUUCGGGCACCAUGCAUUCCCCUUUAGGUUUGUGCAAAGCCAUUCCUGGGUCACACUUGACCUGGCAAAAAAAGCCUCCAAUUGUAGUCCUCAGACAUUCACACGAGAGCACAAGGAACCCCCCCCCCCCAGCUGUUCCUAGGUUUGUGCCUCCUGCUUAGUAGUGCAAAUGACAUAAUUCCAUAUCUUGCGCUCAGUUAAGUAAAUCCACUGUGAAAAAAAAAUUAUAUCCCUUCUACGUGACUUUACUGUAAGAACCAAGAAUAUAAAUCCACUGUAUUAUUUUUUUUAAGUACGGAAGCAUUUUUUAAAAAUUCCUUUAAACUUUUGAGUUGUAUUAGUUGAAGGAAUAACAAAAACGUUAAUUCUACUGUACACUUACCACUUAGGCUUGUUCAUAUUGUUUAAAGCUGCAGAUUUUUUUGUUCAUUUUUAGCAUACAUUCCUCAAUUCAUAAAUGUGCACUUUUUAUCCUGGAUAGUUGCUUGACACAGUGAGUAGGGGGAUUGUUGCUUGACACAGUGAGUAGGAGGUAAUUAGUUGCUUGACACAGUGAGUAGGGGGGGAUUGUUGCUUGACACAGUGAGU